UGUUAGUGAGCUCUUACUACUUCUAACAAAUGGCAACACAGUCCCACUACACGCAAGCAACCAUGCAUGUGUACGUGGAACAAAAACCAGAACUCACGUUCUCUUUCCUCCAUCAUCAUCACCUUCUUCUUCUUAUAACCAAACAUAGGUGAAGAGGUGCUACACUGUAACACUCACAUCUCCUCCAUAACUUGCAACACCAAUGUCUUCCACCGACAAGUCACCGGGCCCAACGCCGGCUAAGGGUUCAGAGCCAACUCCCGGCGCAGCCGUGAGCGUGACGCAGCAUGUGAUCGACAAGGGUGCAAUGAUGAUACAGUCACUGGAACCAGUCAAGGAAAUGAGCCAGCAUGUGUGCACCUUCGCCAUGUACAGCCAUGACAUGUCUCGCCAGAUUGAGACACACCACUACUGCUCCCACCUCACCGAUGAUUUCGUCCAGUGCGCCGUUUACGAUUCCGAUGAACCCAACGCUCGUCUCCUUGGUGUGGAGUACAUAAUAUCUGAUGAUAUCUUUGAAACUCUGUCUCCAGAGGAGCAGAAGCUUUGGCAUUCUCAUGCUUAUGAGAUAAAAGCAGGUCUUUGGGUGAAUCCUAGAGUUCCAGAGAUGAUUGGGAUGCCUGAGCUCAAAAGCCUUGCCAAAACUUAUGGCAAAUUCUGGUGUACAUGGCAGGCUGAUAGAGGGGAUAGGCUUCCUUUGGGUGCACCAGCCCUAAUGAUGUCUCCACAAGCUGUGAGCCCUGGGCUAGUGAGGCCAGACCUGCUGCAUGAGAGGGAUUCCAAGUACAAUAUUUCCUCAGAGAGCCUGAAAAGUUCAAGGUUGGAGAUUCCAGAGCCAGAGAUGAUUAGCCCAAUGGCAGACUAUUGGAAGCAACAUGGAAAAGGAUUUGCCAUUGACAUUGAAGAAACUCAGAUGAAACUCAGGGCACCUUUUCCUUGAAGAUAGCUAACUAUGUAAUCUAGAGUGAAUAAAUCAGAGUUGUAUGUAUCCAGUUAUAGAUUUGGGGGAAUAAGAUAAAUAAAUAACAUUUGAAGUGAUUGGCUGUCAGGUUACAUGUAUGUUCUCAAGCUGUAGUUAGACUUCAAUCUACAGAAAUUUGGAUUAAGUACAUUUUAUUUUGUUAUAUUCAAUCUACUCAUACGAUGUGCGAGUAAAAAUUCUUUACAGUUGUAGUUGUAGCUGGAGACUUGAGCUUGCUACUAAGCAUGCCUCUAACUGUAUAACGUUUAGCACUAGAGACUAGAGAGCUUAUUUAAUAGUUACAGAUA
Lotus japonicus is the source of this 1269-nucleotide messenger RNA. RefSeq names its product oil body-associated protein 2B-like. The transcript has 4 exons. The record is from RefSeq and is a predicted model, not a curated record. Bases 203 to 940 code for a protein of 245 amino acids. Lineage: Eukaryota; Viridiplantae; Streptophyta; Magnoliopsida; Fabales; Fabaceae.